UAGGACGUCGGUCGGAAGUGUUCGGCUAUUCUCGCGGCGGGCUUGUCCGGCCACAGCGUCCCAACGUAUUCAUUCACUCACACUCGAUCGGUGAGACGGUUCGCGUCUCUCUAUAUACGGGAGCGUAGCGUAGAGGUUGGUUGGCAAGGAAGAAAAGUACGAGAUCGACGUGCAUUACACACCGAUAUGAGUUGCAUCGUGUAGAAGCGCAGUGGUGCGUAUGCGUGACCGGGUGCAUGGACGAACUUGAGUUCGAAAGGGAAAAGGGAGAAGGUGUGCGAGAGUAGUAGACAGAGCGGCGGCGGCGAGCGCGGGCAAACGAUUCGGCAUUGGUGCUCAGGUACGGAUUAGCCGAAAACGCGCAGUCGCGCGUUGUUCCUGUCGGGUGGGAGGUGAUCAGCUGUGAACACGCGAGCAGCGAGAUGUUCGUCCUGCAGAGAUCUAUAUUAUCGUCCAGCAGCAGGAAUUGUGCAGGAUUAUGGGCACGAUUACUGCCACCCACGCAUCCUGCAGCAAAGGAUGUUCAACAGAGGGACAUUCACGAGGUAUCCGGAGAUGUGAUACCUAUCAAUAUGGUGAAAGGUAUCGGUCAUCUGAGGGAUCCUCGACUUAACAAGGGUUUAGCAUUUACUCUGGAAGAAAGAAUAUCCUUGGGUAUACACGGUCUACAGCCCCCGAGAUUUAAAACUCAGGAAGAACAGCUGGCUCUGUGCAAGGCUUCAGUAAUGAAAUAUACCGAGGAUUUAAAUCGAUAUCUCUAUCUAGUGGAAUUGCAGGAAAGAAAUGAAAGAUUAUUUUUCCGUCUGCUGAGCGAGAACAUCGAACAAAUGAUGCCUAUCGUUUACACACCUACAGUUGGAUUAGCUUGUCAAAAGUUUGGUGUUAUUUAUCGUAGACCUCGUGGACUAUUCAUCACCAUAUAUGAUAAAGGACACAUCUACGAAAUCUUAAACAAUUGGCCCGAGCAAGCGGUUCGCGCGAUUUGCGUAACAGAUGGAGAGAGGAUUCUAGGUCUCGGCGAUCUGGGUGCUUGCGGAAUGGGAAUUCCCGUAGGGAAAUUGGCUCUUUAUACAGCUCUGGCUGGUAUUAAACCGCAUCAAUGCCUACCAAUCACCAUCGACGUGGGCACUAAUAACGAACAGCUUCGAGAUGAUCCUCAUUAUAUCGGUCUUAACAAGCCCAGGAGUCAGGGCGCCGAAUACGAUGAAUUGAUCGAUGAAUUUAUGGCAGCUUGCGUGAAGAAAUAUGGUCAAAAUGUUCUCAUUCAAUUCGAAGACUUUGGUAACCACAAUGCCUUCCGUUUUCUGGACAAAUACCGGGACAAGUAUUGCACGUUUAACGAUGACAUACAAGGUACCGCGGCUGUUGCGGUCGCCGGAAUUUUAGCUUCCAAGAGAGUCACGAAGAAAAAAAUGUCCGACAAUAAAUUUGUCUUCUUGGGUGCUGGUGAGGCUGCCAUUGGAAUAGCUGACCUUUGCGUGAAAGCAAUGGAAGCAGACGGAUGCACGCAACAGGGGGCUCGUGAUAAUAUUUGGAUGAUGGACAUCGAUGGAUUAUUGGUUAAAAAUCGACCCGAGGGUAAUCUGGAGGGUCAUAAGAUCUGGUACGCGAAAGAGCAUAAAGUGAUGAAGUCUUUACUAGAGGUCGUGAAGGAAGUAAAGCCGACGGUAUUGAUUGGCGCGUCGGCGGCCGCGGGAGCAUUCACUCCUGAAGUAUUGAAAGAAAUGGCGAAGAACAAUGAAAGGCCACUGAUUUUUGCGUUGAGCAAUCCGACUAGCAAAGCAGAAUGCACGGCGCAGCAAGCUUACGAUCACACUAAUGGAAAAUGCAUUUUCUCAUCAGGAUCUCCGUUUGGAGAGGUCAAGCACAAUGGAAAAAUCUAUAAACCCGGACAAGGAAAUAACGCUUACAUAUUUCCUGGAAUUGCAUUAGGUGUCAUCGCAACUGGGUGUCAUCAUAUUACUGAGGAUCUUUUCCUUAUCUCGGCUGAAACUGUGGCUAAUCAUGUGAAAGAUGAAGAUCUUGAGAUGGGUAGUCUUUAUCCACCUUUAAGUACCAUUCGUGAAUGUUCCAUCGACAUUGCUAUUCGAAUUGCUAACUACGCGUAUGCGAAAAUUGGAUUAGCCAGCGAAUAUCCAGAGCCAAAAGACAAAUUGCAGUUUAUUAAGAGUAAAAUGUACGAUGCCAACUAUGACAGCCCACUGCCAAAUCUUUACGACUGGCCCGGAGAUUAUGCCAAGCCACGUAUUUUGCCGGAGAAAGACACUGUAGAAAUCCGUCACAAUUUAAAAGGUCUGUAGCGGAUUUCAUCCAGCCGGAUAUACAGAGGCUAUCAUUAUUAACAUUAUCGAUAAAGUAAAUAAAAAAAACAAUAUAUAGAAAAAAAUAUAUCGCUGUGUCCUGAAUUGAAACUAUAAAAAAAAAGAAACAUCGGUGCAGUUGCAAAACGUACAGUUUCUUUUUAACUGUAAGGAAAUUGUCACCCUUAAUUGCCAGUGCUUUUAACGAUGUAACUUGCACGAAGCGUUAAAGCACUAAAACAGAGAAAAGUAUAAAAAUGAUAACGAUGAGACAUAGUGCUAUUGUUACAGUAUCGAAUGUCGCAGUAAGCUAACAUUGCAGUAUUUUAAUGUCCUCCUCCAUCCCGAAUGCAGUAUUAGGAAAAUGCUAGUUUUUAUCGUUCAAGAUCGUGAUAAGUAUUAACCAUUGAAAGUAUUUAAAGAAAGUUUUGUGGAAUUGUUGUUUCGAUAAUACUAAUUGUGUUGUAGAAAGAGCGAAACGAAGGGAUUCAAAUUGUCUCUUCGUAUGAAAUACAUUUAUGAUUUUACAUUUUAUUGACACGCAUACACGUGACGAUUGAAUGAAAACCAAGCGUUUGUAGUACGGUGAUAUUUUGCGAUCGUGGAAAAAUAAAUAGAACAAUUUCACGAAUAUAUAUAUAUAUAAAAAAAAAAAAGAAAAUAGUACCCCAUGUAAAUGGACAAAUUUCGUUCUUUCAUUCAUUUAGAAUUUUCCAUAACAUAAUUGUUUUCUAGAAAUAAUUACAAAGAAAUUUCCCCUUCUAUGUUUAAGGUCAUCCGAAAGUUACUCUAAAGAUGAUCUCUAAAAGAACCGAACAGGAGUCCGAAAUUCCUCCCUGAAAAAUAAUCCUUCCACUACCAAAUCGAUCCAAAGAUGAAUGCGGUGCACGCUUUAGCGCUAUCAUGUUUUUAAUUUGCCAUCUUUUAUGUUCGUACAGGCUACUGCCAAUGAAUUUUUCUUUUUUUUUCUCAAAGAAGCUAAAUAAAACUUAUAAACAGAUUUUUUUCUUAACAUUAGGUCGGGUUAACCAACUGUCACUUAAGAAUUGUAAUAAAAAAUGCAACAAACAAGAUAAAUGGUUUUUUGUCGUCCACGGAAGUGAUAAUCGGUACCAUCUUUAAUGUAUCUUGCGUUUGCUCAAUAGAAUCGCGCGUGUUUACGGGUAAAAAAGAUGUAAAGGUUCAAAGAUCGAACACACUAUUUUCGAAUUCAAUUUUUAAACGUAAAUUGUAAAUUGUACUUAGUAUCUUGUUUGAAAGAUACCAUGGGAUCACGAAGUAUUUGUUCCUAAAUCGAUGAUCUUCGUACUUUCGAUCAUCGUCGAUGAAUCAAAUACAAUACGAUUUAUUUUUCUCUAUAUGUAUAAAGUAUUCUAGCUUUGUCAUGGUAUAUAGAAUACGACAAAAUUCUUGGUGCAAAUGAGAAAUUAAUUGAAAUUUUCAUUUCUAUUUUAAAUAAAUUUAUGUAUUUUCUUAUUUCUAUUAUCCAUAAUUUCAAGUACCUAAUACGAAUAUUUCUAAUUGGGUAAAUAGAUGAAUUCCUAAUAAUAUAAAUAAUGCAUUAUUAACUUCAUUUGUAAAAAUGGAUACAAAUAGAUGUCCAUCUAAUGCUAAUUAGAGACUGAAGGUAAGUAUCUACAUAAUCGAUAAAAUUUCAAAGCUACUAUCCCUGAAAAUGUACCUCUAAAUUAAAUUUGAAUAUUUUUACUAUUACUCUCUCGUUUCUCCCAUCAGUUUUGUCGACUUCUAUAUACGCUUUCGGGUCUUCUCGCAUGCUAUAUAAUAUAAAUAAUUCCUGGGGAAUCUUACAGAAAUGGUGUAUACGUGCAUAAACAUUUGUUUGUUACGUGUCGUGUGUAUAUGUAAUUAAUUAUUAAUUAGCCAAAAUACCGGCUAACGAAGCCGGGCUAUACUGUGUGUAAGAACUUUGCUGUCGAAUUUGUUUAUCUUUAGACUAAAUUAUAGCAACAAAUUCAUCCAAGCGACUAAAACUCGCUCUGAUGUUGAACAUCAAACAAGUCUAUGUUCUUAUAAUUAUGCUUGGAAUUAAAUAAGGGAAUAGUCGCUUGGUUGAACGAAAAAUUAAAAAAAAAAAAAAAA
Molecule: messenger RNA, 4400 nt
Organism: Osmia lignaria (orchard mason bee)
Lineage: Eukaryota; Metazoa; Arthropoda; Insecta; Hymenoptera; Megachilidae
Product: NADP-dependent malic enzyme
Biological process (GO): malate metabolic process; pyruvate metabolic process
Cellular component (GO): mitochondrion
Molecular function (GO): malate dehydrogenase (decarboxylating) (NADP+) activity; NAD binding
Source: RefSeq, a predicted model, not a curated record